Molecule: messenger RNA, 490 nt
Organism: Meleagris gallopavo (turkey)
Lineage: Eukaryota; Metazoa; Chordata; Aves; Galliformes; Phasianidae
Source: RefSeq, a predicted model, not a curated record
GGGAAGGAUAAGGGGGAGCCUCCGGCCCCUCUGCAGGCUGGGAUGACGGCGCCGGGGACCAAGAGGCAGAUCUUCGAGCCCUCGCUGGGCAUGGAGCGCUGCGACACAAACAUCAUCGGGCUGCAGAUGGGCAGCAACAAGGGUGCCUCACAGCAGGGUAUGACGGUGUACGGGCUGCCGAGGCAGGUCUACGAUCCCAAGUACUGCGAUGCGCCCGGCUUGCUGGGCGAGGACGGCCUCAAUCACAGCUUCUACAACUCCCAAUAACCCCCAUUGAGUCUACUUUAAACCCCCUCCCCACGGUCGCUUGCACUUCCCCGUGCUGGGGAUGCACCGCACCGGCCUCACCGCGCGCCCGGGGCUGCUGGGAAGGGGCCAGUAGGGGGGCCCCGGAGCAGGAAACCUUGAGCUGGGGGGUCCUGGCCUGGCCCCACUGCUGCCCCACAUAUGUGAAGCCACCGAGGCACAAUAAAAGCCACACGCAAACCCA